AUCGAAAUGCUUGUGUCGCCACGUUGCGACUAGAGAGAAGAAGCAACUCGAUUGGCAUAAAUACGGUCGGUAACAGAAGAGAUCACAGUUACCUUCGAAAAUCGUAAACUAAAAGAGAGGUUAGAAACAAAUAUUGAAAGAAAAACUUGAUAUUUCGUGCUGUAGAAAAAGAAGAAUAAAAUAAAUAAAAGACGAAGAAAUGUCUCUCUUUCCUGCGUAUUCGAAUGACAAAACUGAAUCAACAAGUUGCGGUGAUACAGAUAACAUUUCCACCGACUGGUUGUCGAAUUCGAGUUUUCAGGCUCAAGUGCCUAAAAGGGAACCUCUCGACUUGUACUCCUCGUCAGAGGAGUCUUUACAUGAAAAUACAGACGAGUUUUCGUUUAGUGCAGAAAAACAAUUACCACCUGAAAUAAUCUCUCAGGAUAUAAAGGUGCAUGCAAGACAGAAAACCAAUAAGAAGCAAAAAACAGAAAGGAAAAAACGUACACAUGAUAGUAAACAACAUAAAUCAGAUUAUGAGCUGGAUGUAAAGAAUGUAUACUUUGAAGACAAGCAUAGAGAUAAAGGGAACAAUAACAUAAAUACAUUCUGCUCUAGAACGAGGCCAUAUUAUGACAUUAGUGAAAAAUCUCUUGGUUACAUUAAGCACAAGCAACCAAAGAAGAACUUGUUUCAUAGAUAUUAUAUUAAAAAUAUUGAUUCUGCAGAAACAACUAAGAAAAAAGAUACAGUUAUCAAGAAAACGAAUAAGAAAGAGAUUAAGCAAGACAAUGAAGCAGAGGAAAGUGUACCUUCUUGGUGCAAGAACUUGGAAGAGGAACAGAAAUGCAAAACUCAAGAAUACAACGAACGACUGGCAGAAAAUCCACACAAUAUUGAACUUUGGCUGCAAUACAUUAACUUUCAGGACACAUUGAUUUGUUAUCAGAGACAUCAAUUUACCAAAGACCUACAACGAUCUACAGUAUUAAAAAAGUUAUCUAUUGUUGAAAAAGCUCUCGAAAAAAAUGCAGAUUCGAAGGAAUUAUUAAAAUUAAAGCUACGUUUUAUGACAGAAUUAACACCAUCUGAUGAAUUAUCAAAUCAAUUGGAGAUAUUAGUUAACAAAGAUUCAGGGAAUAUUGUGUUAUGGCAGCAUUUUAUCAUGGUCACACAAGCUUCACUAGCAAUGUGUACUGUUCCACGAGUAUUAGAUUUAUAUUCAAAAUGCUUCUGUGUUCUGAGACAGCGUUCGAGAACAAAUCCUACUGUAUACGAUGCACAGCUGCUGCAUAUGCUGUAUCAAUGUUUAAUUUUUCUGAGACAUACAGGACUAUGGGAACAAAUGUGGGAAACAAUACGUUUAAAUCUAAAUUUGAAUUUAAACUUAAACAAAAAUAGUUUAUCUUUUCGAGGAUCUAUAGAUGAAAAAAAAUUAAUUGGAAUGGAAGAAAUGAUAUUGAUGUCACGAUUACCUCUAAAUCAACUAUGGCAAAGAACAGAGUCAUUGAGAGAAAAUUGUCAUUGGAUUAGCGUCAGUAGGGACGAGUUAGAAUUAGUUGGAGAUUCUAGAAGGUUUAUUUUACCAGAAGAUGUAGCAGACUUUGUACAUCCAAUUCUUUCUCGAAAUUCAAACUUUCAAAUGGCCAUCUAUUCUCUUUUGUGUCUUAAAGUACCACUUCUACCUUGUCGUGAUCACUACAUGAAAGAGUUAUUAUUGACGAAUUUUCAUUGGGGAGUAGAAUCUUUAGAAGUAUUGCUUCCAUUUAUGUAUCCCAUGGUAGGUGAAAUGGCUGGUCACGACCAAAGAAAAGAAUUAUUGAAAGAUGUUCUCGAAGGACGUCUAACGUCAGGUCCUCAAUAUCUCAAGUUCCAUCCAGCACAGGAACCUUACCUAGAUUUUGUACGCAAAAUAUUUCAUACAAUCGCGGAAAGUCUACCCUCACUGCAACGAACAAGUGUAUAUGUCUGGUGGUUGCGAUUGGAAAGGCUACUAGUUUUCCUCAACAAAGAUGAACCUUUAAAACAUGACAAUAAAGGGAAAAAAUUGAGGGCAACGUUGAAGGAAUUUUUAAAAAAGGAUGAAAAUAGAAAUAAUUUAUAUUUUUAUAAGGAGUAUGCUCUGAUAGAACUGGAAAUGGGCAGAUUCAGCAAUUGCGUGAACAUUCUCGAGACUGCCAUUCAGUCUCAAGGAACACGUCCAUCUGCGAUUACCAACGUGUAUGAGAGGGCAGCGCUUUUCAACGUAUAUAGAACAUUUAUCGAGACUUUGCUCGAUAUUAGAACGUAUAACGACUCGCACAGACCAUGGAUAUUAAAAGUCUUUGGUCAAAUGACACCUAACGAAAACGGAAAUCAAGAAUCACUGAUUGAAGCGUAUUUACAUUCGUAUGUACAAGACUUUCUGCGAGUUCCUUUCGAUGAGAAGGAAAAGGAUAAUUUUUUCCUGUCGGAUUUGGAAUGCGACGCGAUCGUAUGCUACGCGUAUUUCUUGUAUAUUAAAGAUGGUGAUAUCCAAACUGUUGUCAACACAUUGAAAAGCUGCAUUGAUCAUUCCAAAGAUUAUCCCUACUUACAGGAAAUGUUGUACGAAAGUCAAAUUGCAAUUCUGCAAUUACAUUACGAACGGACUCAGAGCAUGCAGAAUGUGCUAAAAGAAAUCUUGAGCAGAACUUUAAAUAUAUAUCCGAAUAACUUUUAUGCUCUAUCUGUAUUUGCUGGCAUAGAGAGUGAAUUGCCAACCUGGAGAUUCAAUAGUAGAAGCACUGAAAUUGAACUGUGGCAAGCCAUGGCAAUGUAUCUGGCUGCUCGUAGACGUAUUGGUCUCUUAAAGAAACUUGAUCAACCUGAUGCAAUGAAUGCUGCACUGAAUAAAAUAUUAUCAUUUCAUUCAACACUCUCCAGAAUACCAUCGAUCCGAUGUUGCCCAUUGUUAUGGAGAUUGUAUAUGCUUCUUUUACGCGAGCAUAAUUUAUGUGAAAAAAAAGGAGAAGAGGUUUAUCACGAGAGUGUCACGCAAUGUCCAUGGACAAGAAGUAUUUACAUAGAUGCAGCUGAAGUAGCACCUCAACUUCUGACACAAAUCCAAGAUCUAAUACGCGAGAAAGAAUUAAGAAUGCAUGUCACACCUGAAGAAUUGGAUAUUCUUCGUGGCUAAUAUAAUUUUCUGAUAUUUGUAGGACAAACUAUAAAAUUGUAUGACAUUCCUUAAUUUAUGUUCUGAUGUGAUAAAUUGUUAUAGAAAUAUACCUAUAAAUUUAUGUAUAGCACUUAAAUUUAAAAAUAUCCGAGAAUAUAGACAGUAUAUAAACAA
Molecule: messenger RNA, 3295 nt
Organism: Solenopsis invicta (red fire ant)
Lineage: Eukaryota; Metazoa; Arthropoda; Insecta; Hymenoptera; Formicidae
Product: nuclear exosome regulator NRDE2
Exons: 10
Coding region: 200-3139 (979 amino acids)
Biological process (GO): regulatory ncRNA-mediated post-transcriptional gene silencing; negative regulation of RNA catabolic process
Cellular component (GO): catalytic step 2 spliceosome
Molecular function (GO): protein binding
Source: RefSeq, a predicted model, not a curated record